AUGUAUUCUACUAUAAUAAGCUCAUCUGGCAUCUGGGCCAGCAUGUUGUGGUACAACGGUAAAAUGUCGUACCUUGACGGAGGUACCUUUGGCGGGGGCCAUGGGCGUUCCAUCCCAGUCACAUGGGAUGCCCGUGACCUGGGUAUGGAUAAUCCAUUUCGUAACGCAUUGUUUUUGAACUAUCUCCAGCUUGAAAUGCUACUUCGGUCAAAAAACAUACCGAGUAUUUUUGAGCUCCGCUCAGUCAGCCUUGACAAGAUGAGCUGGCUGUCGUUCAUGCCGCCGGCUCUGGCGCCGUGUCGUGCUGCCUCCCGUGGUGCAGCCUGGCCACUGCGGCUGCUGGGGCUCUCAGCUGUGCAAGCACGGAGCUUUCCUGCUGCCUCGCGCAAAUGGAACAGCAGACACGAUUACAAUCCUAUCCCAAAGAGGACUGCUACCACCGCAUCUACUCCGUCAGCCGUCCCUUAUGCUUCCCUCACUGUCGGCAUUCCACGCGAGACCUUUCCCAACGAGCGGCGUGUUGCCAUCACUCCGCAGAACGUGGCAUUGCUUCUCAAAAAGGGUUUCUCGCGUGUGCUCGUCGAGCGUGGUGCUGGAGAGGCGGCCCAGUUCACCGACGAGGCGUAUACCAAGGCCGGCGCCACCAUCGUCGAUCGAGACGCGGUGUGGUCCCAGAGUGAUGUCCUGUUGAAGGUGCGCGCUCCAGGCAUUGAUGAUCCUAACAAUGAAGUCCAAGCCUUCCGUGAGGGCGGAACAAUUAUUUCCUUCCUCUAUCCCGUGCAGAACAGGCCGGUAGUCGAAGCUUUGGCGUCCCGUGGAGUUACGUCGUUUGCAAUGGAUAAGAUUCCUCGCAUCUCUCGCGCUCAGGUAUUCGACGCAUUGAGCUCUAUGGCUAAUAUUGCGGGAUACAAAGCGGUUCUGGAAGCCUCGAAUGAGUUUGGUCGCUUUCUGACAGGUCAAGUUACGGCAGCUGGUAAGGUGCUCGUAAUUGGUGCUGGUGUGGCUGGUCUCAGUGCCAUUGCUGCUGCUCGUCGUCUUGGUGCCAUUGUUCGAGCCUUUGAUACGCGUUCGGCAGCCCGGGAGCAGGUCCAGUCUCUGGGUGCCGAAUUCAUCGAGGUGGAUGUCAAAGAAGAGGGCGCCGGUCAAGGCGGCUACGCCAAGGAGAUGUCAAAAGAAUUCAUCGAGGCCGAGAUGAAGCUCUUCAUGGAGCAGUGUCGCGAGGUAGACAUCGUCAUCACGACCGCUCUCAUCCCGGGCAAGCCUGCCCCAAGACUUCUCACGAAGGAGAUGGUCUCUGCCAUGAAACCUGGAUCGGUGAUCGUUGAUCUAGCUGCUGAAGCCGGUGGUAACUGCGAAGUCACGGUUCCCGGAAAACUGACCAUAUAUGACGGCGUCAAGGUUAUCGGAUACACGGAUCUGCCCUCUCGUCUCCCUACACAGUCGUCUACUCUCUAUUCGAACAAUAUAACCAAGUUUUUGUUGUCUCUCGCCGACAAGGAAAAGAACUUUGCUAUCGAUCUCUCCGACGAGGUCGUGCGAGGCUCGAUCGUAACUUUGAACGGCGAGAUUCUCCCACCCGCUGCUCCACCUACACCUUCUCCAACCCCAACGGCGGCUGCAGCUAAAACCCCGUCCGCAAAAGAGGCGGAGUCCACGGCUUUGACUCCCUGGCAGAAGACCACGCGCGAGGUGGCUACGGUUACUGCUGGCAUGGGAACUGCAUUGGCCCUGGGCAAGGCGACAGGCCCGGUGUUUAUGAGCAACAUGUUCACCUUCGGUCUGGCAGGUCUGGUGGGCUAUCGCGCGGUGUGGGGUGUUGUUCCUGCUCUCCAUUCGCCGCUCAUGAGUGUCACAAACGCAAUCUCAGGCAUGGUUGGCGUUGGUGGUUUCUUCAUCAUGGGAGGAGGCUACCUACCAAGCACGAUUCCGGAGUUGCUGGGCGCAAUUUCAGUUCUUUUGGCUUUCGUUAAUGUCUCCGGAGGUUUCGUAGUUACCAAGCGCAUGCUGGACAUGUUCAAGCGUCCUACGGAUCCUCCAGAAUAUCCAUGGCUCUAUGCUAUUCCUGGUCUCCUGUUCGGUGGUGGUUACCUUGCUGCCGCCAGUACCGGCAUGGCAGGGCUUGUACAGGCUGGAUAUUUAGUUAGCAGUAUACUGUGCAUUAGCUCGAUCUCCGGGCUGGCCUCUCAGGAAACCGCUCGACGGGGUAACAUUCUUGGAAUUUUGGGAGUUGGUUCUGGCAUUAUUGCCUCGCUGCUGGCCGUCGGGUUCUCUCCUGAGGUUUUGGUGCAAUUUGGGGCUCUUGCUGGCAUUGGAAGUAUUAUUGGAGCUAUCAUCGGUCGACGUAUUACACCAACUGAGCUGCCUCAGACCGUCGCUGCUCUGCAUUCCGUGGUUGGUCUUGCGGCGGUGCUGACUAGUAUCGGAAGUGUCAUGGCCGAUAUUGCGCAUGCCUCGACUCUCCACCUUAUCACGGCGUAUUUGGGUGUUCUAAUCGGCGGUGUCACGUUCACUGGUUCGAUUGUUGCUUUCCUGAAGCUUGCAGGACGCAUGUCUUCCAGCCCCAAGAUCCUUCCCGGUCGACACUUGGUGAAUUCUUCCCUGCUAGGAACGAAUGUGGCGACGAUGGGAGCUUUCGUCUCGAUGGCACCUGGAGCUCCUGCUAUUGCGGCUACAUGUCUUGGUGCGAAUACUCUGCUCAGCUUCGUGAAGGGCUACACGACCACCGCUGCUAUUGGCGGUGCCGAUAUGCCUGUUGUCAUUACUGUUUUGAAUGCUUAUUCUGGAUUCGCCCUGGUUGCGGAGGGCUUCAUGCUCGACAAUCCGCUCCUGACCACAGUGGGCUCCUUGAUUGGCGUUAGCGGUUCAAUUCUGUCGUACAUCAUGGUCAGUGUGAGAGGUUCGGAAUUUGGUGCGAUAUUAACUCUUGUACCACAAGCGCAAAAGAAGAUCGAAGGCGAAGUCACCCAGACGUCGGUUGAAGAGACGGUUGAAUCGCUUGCCAAUGCUGAGAACGUCAUCAUCGUCGUGGGCUAUGGUAUGGCCGUCGCCAAAGCGCAAUACGCCCUCUCUGAGAUUACACGCAUGUUGCGAGCGAAAGGCGUCAACGUGAGAUUCGCCAUCCACCCGGUAGCUGGGCGGAUGCCUGGUCAAUGCAACGUGCUUCUUGCGGAGGCGUCAGUUCCGUAUGACAUCGUCUUUGAAAUGGACGAGAUCAACGACGACUUCGCUGAUACGGACGUGACGCUGGUCAUCGGCGCCAACGACACGGUCAACCCGAGCGCACUGGAGCCGGACUCUCCCAUCUCGGGCAUGCCGGUCCUGCACGCGUGGAAGAGCAAGGAAGUCAUCGUCAUGAAGCGUGGCAUGUCGAGUGGAUACGCCGACGUGCCGAACCCGAUGUUCUACAUGCCCAAUACGAAGAUGCUUUUCGGGGAUGCCAAGUCGUCUUGUGAUGCCAUCAAGAACGCGCUCGAAUCGAGGAAGUGA
This is a messenger RNA of Rasamsonia emersonii CBS 393.64, 3486 nucleotides long. Its product is annotated as NAD(P)(+) transhydrogenase (B-specific). The coding region runs from base 1 to 3486 and encodes 1161 amino acids. Gene Ontology annotation, molecular function: NADP binding; NAD binding. The transcript has 20 exons. Gene Ontology annotation, biological process: NADPH regeneration; proton transmembrane transport. Gene Ontology annotation, cellular component: mitochondrial inner membrane. The record is from RefSeq and is a predicted model, not a curated record. NCBI's taxonomy places the organism in Eukaryota, Fungi, Ascomycota, Eurotiomycetes, Eurotiales, Trichocomaceae.